AUGACAAACAUAAGCUCGACUGGUCCAGAAGGGGGAAAAGCCAUGCGGCAGUGUGAGAACCUUAUUGACUCCCUGGUGUACUACAUCCGCGGGACCAUAGCUGACUACAAGCCUGAUGACAAGUCCACAGAGAACUGUGUGUGCAUCCUACACAAUCUCUCCUACCAGGUGGAGCUUCCACAGAAGUAUGCCAGCGACCUCCAUGAGUCUCGACUCCACCUGGCUCCAAAGACCAAAACCCCCGGCUGUUUCGGCUCCCGCAGUGCCAAAAUCACCCAGCGUCUUGAACCAAAGUGCGCUCUGCUGGAGGAGAAGGGUAGUCCCUGUGGGAUGUGGCUGUGGAGCGCCAUCACAGUGCGCAUGUACCUGUCAAUCAUGGCACACAGCAUCUGUCCCUACACCCAGGAGGCUGCCAUCGGAGCCCUACAGAACAUCACAGCUGGGAACGGCCUGGUAUCCCAGGCCAUCACCCACACCAUAGUACAGCGGGAGAAUGGUCUACUCCAGGCCAUGAAGAUGCUCCAGGAAGGAGGGAUGGUUGUUAAGAAGACUGCUGUGUCACUGCUAUGUAACAUCUCACGCUACAGAGAGCUUCACGCUGACAUUGUCAAACAGUUGUUGCCACAGCUGGUGGUCAUGUUAUCCAACUCCGACACGAGCGCAGACCUGCCUACAGAGGUGACUGUGUCCCUGUGCCACAUCCUCAUCAACCUGAGCCAGGAUGAGAUGCAGCACGUCAGGGCCAUCGUCAACCACGGGGCGCUGCCCAAGAUCAUCAACAUCAGCGCAAAGGACAACGGGUUUGGUCCACCCAGGGCUGGCCAGGCAGCCUGCAUCCUACUACACAGCAUGUGGAGCCACUCAGAGCUCCACAGGGCCUAUAGGAAGAUAAGGCCCCAUACACAAAAAGCAGACUUCGUCAACAGCAGGACAUCAAAGGCUGUACAUUAAAUAUGGGACUAAGUGGACGAUCACAAAGCAUUGUGCUGAUUGAGGCAAUAGUGUAGUUUCUCUUCUGUGUGGACUUGGAUGACUCAA
Oncorhynchus keta (chum salmon) is the source of this 1038-nucleotide messenger RNA. RefSeq names its product plakophilin-2-like. Lineage: Eukaryota; Metazoa; Chordata; Actinopteri; Salmoniformes; Salmonidae. Gene Ontology annotation, biological process: cell-cell adhesion; cell-cell junction assembly; protein localization to plasma membrane. Gene Ontology annotation, cellular component: plasma membrane; nucleus; intermediate filament. Gene Ontology annotation, molecular function: molecular adaptor activity; alpha-catenin binding; cadherin binding. The record is from RefSeq and is a predicted model, not a curated record.